CUUCAUUACACCUUUCAUACUGUCCCACCCUCAAGACACUCACUACGACUGCAAGCAUGGCUUAUGAGCUGGGAGAAGUAAAACCCUCUGAUGUAGUGUUCCUCGAGAAGCUGAAAGAGUCCAAGAACUCUGUUGUUUUCAAGGUGGCUGUCUGCGGAAAAACAUGCGUUAUGAAAGUGGACCCUCCGGACCGUGUAAUAGAGCUCUUUAUCUGCGAGUCUACUGCCUACCAGCGGCUGAAAGCAAAGGGGCUAUGUGGGCGACGAGUUCCCGAUUUUUAUGGCACAAUUACAGAAAUACAGCCAACUCUCUGGCCAAGCUUGCAUAUGUUUAUUGACGACGAACUUGCCCCAAAUGCUAUUAUUAUCGAGUAUAUUGCAAAUAUGGAGCCAAUUGGCUUGUCUAAUUUCUCGGAACAUCGUCUGGCGGAGCUUUCUCAUAUCCUUGAGGAUAUCCACCGGGCCAAAGUUCUUCAUGGUGAUCCAUACCCAAGGAAUAUGAUGGUAGUACCAGGAGAACAGGAAAGAGUGCUUUGGAUCGACUUCGAUUCUGCUCAGACUUUUUCAGAAGGGCCCGGGCCCCUUUCACCAAGACAAGAUACAUGGUUUAAGGAAGAAGUUGAGAUGAUGGAAUUUUUUGUUCAAGCUCUAGCUGAAGAUUAUAAGGAGGGCAAGAUCAAUCGCACACGUCCUUACUAUUACGAGUUUGUGUAGAGGACAUGUUGCGAUAGUGUUAUCAUUGGAUAUUGACGAUCUGAUUUGCUGAACUGUGUAGACAUGGGAGACACGUACUACAUGGUUUUAUUCGAUGUGCGUAUCCAGAUCAGGUAAUUCAGACCCGGAAUGCAACGAUGGUGUCUCCUACAAUCGAAAGGCGAACUAGUCACUUUCACAUCCUCAUUCCAUCAUGCUCACUGGAAGAACACCCAAUCUUGAGUGGUACACUGCCGGGCUUUCUCUCUUCCACCGCUCACCAUUCGGACAUACUUCCUUUCUCAUCUAUUGACCCACGGGACCAAGGACCGGUAGUAUAUAGAAUCUAAAAAAGUCCUCCUGUGCGAUCUUGAGAAAAGCUUCCUCAUCAUCAAUGACUCCCUUUUAGACCUUUCCAACUCCCCAGUAUCAAUAUAAUUCCACGUAUCAUACGUGGGGACGAUUGUUCCCAGCCCUCGUGGUGGAUGCAAUACGGUAUACAGGGGCGAUCAUG
Messenger RNA from Paecilomyces variotii, 1206 nucleotides. RefSeq lists its product as hypothetical. The coding region runs from base 57 to 713 and encodes 218 amino acids. The transcript is spliced from 3 exons. The record is from RefSeq and is a predicted model, not a curated record. Lineage: Eukaryota; Fungi; Ascomycota; Eurotiomycetes; Eurotiales; Thermoascaceae.